Messenger RNA from Diceros bicornis minor, 1850 nucleotides. RefSeq names its product growth differentiation factor 10 (gene GDF10). Lineage: Eukaryota; Metazoa; Chordata; Mammalia; Perissodactyla; Rhinocerotidae. Gene Ontology annotation, biological process: osteoblast differentiation; SMAD protein signal transduction; BMP signaling pathway. The record is from RefSeq and is a predicted model, not a curated record. Gene Ontology annotation, molecular function: growth factor activity; cytokine activity. Gene Ontology annotation, cellular component: extracellular region. The transcript is spliced from 3 exons. The coding region runs from base 1 to 1434 and encodes 477 amino acids.
AUGGCUCGUGGCCCCGCUCAGACCAGCCCGGGACCGGGGCCCCAACUGCUGACGCUGCUGCCACUGCUUCUGCUGCUGCUCCGGGACGCAGGCGGCAGCCACACGGCCCCUGCCGGGUCCGCCCUGCCUGCGGCUGCCGACGGCCUGGCGGGGGACAAGGAUCCCCAGUGGUCCCUGGGGGAUGCGGCCGCCGCUCUAGGCCCUGGCGCUCAGGACAUGGUCGCUGUCCACAUGCUCCGGCUUUAUGAGAAAUACAGCCGAAGGGGCGCGCGGCCUGGAGGGGGCAACACGGUCCGCAGCUUCCGGGCCCGGCUGGAAGUGGUCGACCAGAAGGCCGUGUAUUUCUUCAACCUGACUUCCAUGCAGGACUCGGAAAUGAUCCUCACGGCCACAUUUCACUUCUACUGGGAGCCGAGGUGGCCCCGGGCGCGUGAGGCGCCGUGCAAGCAGUGGGCCAAGAAUGUGUCCUGCCGCCUGCUGCCCCAGGGCCCACCCGUGCGCCGGCACCUGCUCUUUCGCAGCCUCUCACAGAACACAGCCACCCAGGGGCUGCUCCGUGGGGCUAUGGCCUUGGCGCCGCCUCCACGGGGCCUGUGGCUAGCCAAGGACAUCUCCCCCAUCGUCAAGGCGGCCCGCCGGGAUGGCGAGCUGCUCCUCUCAGCUCAGCUGGAUACUGGGGAGAAGGAGCCGGGGGUGCCCAGGCCCAGCCCUCAUGCACCCUACAUCCUCAUCUACGCCAACGAUCUGGCCAUCUCAGAGCCCAACAGCGUGGCAGUGACACUGCAGAGAUAUGACCCCUUUCCGGCUGGAGACCCGGAGCCCGGCGUAGCCCCCAACAGCUCUGCAGACCCCCGCGUGCGGCGGGCCACACAGGCCACAGGGCCCCUUCAGGACAACGAACUGCCGGGGCUGGACGAGAGGCCGGCACACGCCCCGCACGCACAGCACUACCACAAGCACGAACUGUGGCCCAGCCCCUUCCGCGCGCUGAAGUCCCGGCCGGGGCGCAAGGACCGCAGGAGGAAGGGCCAGGAUGUGUUCGAGGCCUCCUCGCAGGUGCUGGACUUCGACGAGAAGACGAUGCAGAAAGCCCGGAGGAAGCAGUGGGACGAGCCGAGGGUCUGCUCCCGGAGGUAUCUGAAGGUGGACUUCGCAGACAUCGGGUGGAAUGAAUGGAUCAUCUCGCCCAAGUCCUUCGACGCCUACUACUGCGCGGGAGCCUGCGAGUUCCCCAUGCCCAAGAUCGUUCGCCCGUCCAACCACGCCACCAUCCAGAGCAUCGUCAGGGCCGUGGGCAUCAUCCCUGGCAUCCCAGAGCCUUGUUGCGUCCCCGACAAGAUGAACUCUCUUGGGGUCCUCUUCCUGGAUGAGAACCGGAACGUGGUUCUGAAGGUGUACCCCAACAUGUCCGUGGAGACCUGUGCCUGCCGGUAAGACCAACUGCUCUGCCAUGGAAGGAAACCUUCUCCCCACCCCGCGCCCAGCAGGGCAGCGUCCUCGGAGCCUUCUGGUGUGAGAGCUUGACUUGGGGUGCAGCUGCAAAGGCAGGGCAGAGCACACAGGCAAGCUUGCUGGUCCCCAGAAAGAUCUAUCCCCUGGGGCAUCAUUCUGGGGUCUUUCGUUGCUAGUGACUUAGCCCCUAAAUGCCGGUCUGAACCCCUGAAGGAGUCUGGGAAUUAGCCUUGGCUAGGUGAUUGCCGCUGGUCCGUCCCCUCUGCUCUGCAAACCGAACGUGUCCACAAUGUUGGCAUUUGUGAUCAUCAUCUCAUAACCUGGGGAGAAACUGAAAACCUGAGGGUGCUGGCUCCCUUCACCUGGAAAGAACCUCUGUUUAAAUAAUCAGUUUAAAA